AAAAUAUAUAUUUAUUUGGCACUUAAUUUUGGGGCGGCGGGAGAAAUGGAAAUGGAUCCGACGGAGCUGCGUCGGGUGUUCCACAUGUUUGACCGGAACGGGGACGGGAAGAUAACCAGGAAGGAGCUGAGCGAGUCGCUGGAAAAGCUCAACAUACACAUCCCGGAGAAGGAGGUGGUGCAGAUGGUGGAGAAGAUCGACGCGAACGGGGACGGGUACGUGGACAUGGAGGAGUUCGGGACGCUGUACGGGGCGCUGAUGGCGGAGAUGCGCGGCGGCGGCGGCGGCGGGGAGGAGGAGGCGGAGGAGGAGAUGAGGGAGGCGUUCAACGUGUUCGACCAGAACGGGGACGGGUUCAUCACCGUCGAGGAGCUCAGGUCGGUGCUGGCGUCGCUGGGGCUCAAACAGGGGAGGACGGUGGAGGAUUGCCGGAAAAUGAUCGCCAAGGUGGAUGUCGACGGCGACGGUAUGGUUAAUUAUGACGAGUUCCGGCAGAUGAUGAAGGGCGGUGGCUUUGCCGCCUUAUCUUGAAUUCUCAUUCUCUUUUAUUUCCCUCUCCCGCCUUAUCCACUUUGGAAAAAUUGAAAAAAACAACAUUUCCAUUGAAGUGUUUUUUUUCAUUUGAUUAUAAUUAUUGUUUUGAUAUAUACUUCUUACUCCUAUAUCAUUGGCUUGGUGUAUUUGUAUAAUUAAUUAUUUCAUCAUUA
Messenger RNA from Cuscuta campestris, 707 nucleotides. Lineage: Eukaryota; Viridiplantae; Streptophyta; Magnoliopsida; Solanales; Convolvulaceae. The record is from the annotation of a GenBank genome assembly.